GCGAUGACUUGGCUUAUCUUGGAACACAGCCCUGGUGCUUCAUGCCACUCUGGAUACAUGGAGGAUUUGCUCAGCCGUCCGAACCACUCGUGAGGAGACUGAGCUUGGUAAAAACGCCGGGGAAGACGGGCAAGAAUUCAUGGUUUAUGUUCGGAACCCGGCCAACGUGGAGAAUUGUGCUCCAGACAAGGCGGUCAGACAGGACCUAAUCGAAAUCGCCAACAUCAGAAUCAGCGUCGAGGUCCUCCCCUGUGGACAGAAGGUGAAGACGGAGGCGGGAGACGGCAUCAGGGUCUUGUACGGGGCCUGCAUGGGGGCGGCGUGAACGACCG
Chaetomium fimeti is the source of this 332-nucleotide messenger RNA. RefSeq lists its product as uncharacterized. Bases 140 to 325 code for a protein of 61 amino acids. The record is from RefSeq and is a predicted model, not a curated record. NCBI's taxonomy places the organism in Eukaryota, Fungi, Ascomycota, Sordariomycetes, Sordariales, Chaetomiaceae. The transcript has a single exon.